AUGGGGUGCUCGACGGCAAAGGGGCUAUCCAAGCCCAUCCCCAACAGGACGUCCACCCGUGCAGUUAAGAAGCUGCAGAGAGUUUUUGUGGAUUUGAGUGGGAGGGCAAGGGUGCUGAGCUUGGGGGGGAAGUGGUACACUCUCGUUGUAAGGGAUGACUGCACGAGGUGGAACCGCGUCUACUUCUUGAAAAACAAGUCAGACGCUGCAGAAGCAUUCGAGAGAUACCUAGCGGAAAACCGGGCAGACGGAGCCCCAUCCGAGGUCAUGGUCGUGCGGUCUGACAACGGAGGAGAGUUUUUCGAGGGAGAGUUCGGAAAGCUGUGCCGCAACAAGACGCAAGCUAUCGUAUCUUUGUCGUCUACGGAGGCAGAGUACAUUGCUGCCGGGGAGGGUGUGAAGGAAGCUUUGUUUGUGCGUGCAGUGCUUUCGUUUAUUGCCCCAGAGACCAGUGGCAGCAGCAUUCAGGUCCUUGAGGACAAUCAGGGGGCUAUGGCUUUGGUGCAGAACCCCCUUAGCUCAGCGCGUAGCAAGCACAUCGACGUGCGGUACCACUUCAUUCGUGGAUUGUUGAGGUCGGANUUCAGCAAGCACAUCGACGUGCGGUACCACUUCAUUCGUGGAUUGUUGAGGUCGGAGGAAAUCUCGAUCAAGUUUGUGUCGACGUCGGAGCAGCAUGCCGAUAUGCUUACCAAGGCUCUUAGCAAGAGCAGUCUGCAGUACCAACGGCGCAAGUUGAUGAAUUUUCCGGAGUAG
Ectocarpus sp. CCAP 1310/34 is the source of this 756-nucleotide messenger RNA. The record is from the annotation of a GenBank genome assembly. Lineage: Eukaryota; Phaeophyceae; Ectocarpales; Ectocarpaceae.